Messenger RNA from Clupea harengus (Atlantic herring), 771 nucleotides. It is a transcript of the gene setd1bb, whose product is annotated as histone-lysine N-methyltransferase SETD1B-A-like. Gene Ontology annotation, molecular function: histone H3K4 methyltransferase activity; RNA binding; protein binding. NCBI's taxonomy places the organism in Eukaryota, Metazoa, Chordata, Actinopteri, Clupeiformes, Clupeidae. Gene Ontology annotation, cellular component: Set1C/COMPASS complex. The transcript has 4 exons. Bases 175 to 735 code for a protein of 186 amino acids. The record is from RefSeq and is a predicted model, not a curated record.
AUGUAAGCGACAUCCAAAGCCCAUUAGAGACGCACAAUGUAGCUAAGGAAAGGAGGGGCAGGUCUUUUACCUGAAUGGUAGGCUACACUAUCCUAACAUCUAUUUUCUCAACGUCUAAUAUCCUAGCGAAAUAUCCUAGGAUGAAUUUGAACAACAGUUUCUGGAGGACAAACGAUGUUCGAGAGCGGAGACGGAAACGGACAUUAUGAGGAUAACGUGAGCGGAACAGGCCAGGAACCAGGGGAGGAUCGUGUUCUCAGCUGGAGGAGUUGUAAAUUGAUUAUUGACCCUGCUUUGACUGAUGGAUCACAAAAGCUUUAUCGUUAUGAUGGACAGUAUUUCAGCAAGGCGAACUCGGGGUUGUGUCCUGUGGAUGCUGUCAGAGAUCCAAGAAUACGGCGACUCUGGACUAAACUCAACCAUGCAGAUCUCCCAGUCCCACUGUUUCAUGCUGAUGAGUUUUAUGUUGGCCCUCCCAAGGAGGUAACAUUCGUCAGGCUGAAUGACAACGUGAGAGAGGCCUUCUUGACUGACAUGUGUAAGAAGUAUGGGCCGGUACAAGAAGUAGAGAUCUCCUACAGUCCGAAGAGCAAAAAACAUUUGGGAGUCGCUAAGGUGACUUUCUGUGCUGAGAGAGCAGCAAAGGAAGCUGUCCGUCGUUUACAUAACUCCUCCGUCAUGGGCAACAUCAUCCAUGUUGAGCUUGACCCCAAAGGUAAGAUUAUUCAGAUGUAAUAGCACUGUACUGUAGUGUUACUGUAUAUCAUAUUA